This is a messenger RNA of Ectocarpus siliculosus, 1599 nucleotides long. The record is from the annotation of a GenBank genome assembly. NCBI's taxonomy places the organism in Eukaryota, Phaeophyceae, Ectocarpales, Ectocarpaceae.
AUGGAGAACCGGGCCCUUCGGCUGCCACGGGCGGAACCGUUGCUUCAUGUGCCUGUUUCGGCUAUCGUCGAGUUCGUAUCCAACAGAAGCGAGGCUGAAGUGCUGCUCCGUAUCGGAGACCUGGGUCACGAGUUCGACCACCUGACGCGCACCCUUGUGCAGUGGCUCGAGCACGAGCAGCACCUGACGGCUGAUGGCUGUCUGCAGGAGGAGCAACAGCCGGUGGAGGACUCAGGAGAGUCGCUGGUCUUGUCUCUCGUCCCCCUCGCACACCAGGCGCGGGUGGUCAACAGACACGGAGUCAGGGUGCUGCAGGAGAAGAUAACCGAGUGCCUGCAGCAGCUGCAGAGAUACAUGGACGCCGUCCAAGUUUUCGCCAACCAGAAUGCUUCCUUCUCGCAAGAGCUGCGCCUCUGUGGUCUGGGGGAUCGCGCCGAGCAGCGUCGCCGAUUAGCGGAGACCGAGUCGGCCCUGGUACGUCGGCUUGCUAAGUUUCUCGGUGGUUGCGACAGCUUUUACGACGAACAGCCGCUGCCCUUGGCGAUGCAGUUCGCCGCCGCAGAAGAAGCGGCCGCGAGGACAGCAGUCCCGCCGGCGGAGACGGAGGCCGUUAAAUUCAAGCAACCGGCACCGGUAGUAGCUCCCCGAGAAGGAGCAGCGGCAUCCUUACCAGUAGCAGCGCCACAGGAGGAGGAGGAGGAGGUGGUGGUGGAGGAGGAGGAGGAGGAGCAUAGGAAGAAAAAGCGGCACGCCGGCGCGGGGGCGGGAAAGUCGUGCCCGGCGGACGGCCACGACGAUGAACCGAAAAGCAACCUCGGCAGCCGUACGGCUACUACUGGGGGCGCUGCGGGGCGCAAACGCCCCUUGCCACCGACAGGAAGUCGUCAAGACCUUGGGGACCGCGACGACGGCGGCGGCCGGGGGCGCAAGCGGAAGGAGAGGGAAGAGGAGACGGCCGCCGCGGCAGGGAGCGGAGUGGGUGGGGUCGCGGCUGGCAGCGUUUUGAGAGGCGCACGCGGUGCCGCCGCUGGCACUGAAGGCGCAGCCAACGACGGAAGAAGUGCGAUGCUCGUGUCAGGCGAUGGUGGUGCUUCAGGGUUUGUGUUGCGGGUGCCGGGCGAAGCAGCGGAAGACGGCGGAGACGCUCAAGCAGGCGUAGCCGUGGCGGCGGCGCGAGGGGGGUUGCGCGCGUGCUCGGCUGAAAAGCCACCGAAGCUGAAGCGGCAGCGGCAGCAGCAGCAGCAGCAGGCAAGCGAGGCACCACGAGCCGACGAGGUAGCAGGGAUGCAGGAGCGUGGGCGGAAGAGCGGAGGAGUAGAGGAGGAAGAACACGAAGAGGAGGAAGAGGAGGAGGGGAAGGAGGAAGAGGAGGAGGAGGAGGAGGAGGAAGAGGAUAUGCCCGACACGGCGGAAACGGUGGAGGAUAGCGUGAUCCCGGAAGCGGCAGUGGGGCCGCGGUGCUGGGGAUCACAGGAUGGCGCAGAUGAAGCGGGUGGGACCGAUCCCGAAGCGGGCGUGAUGGGCGGCGGUGGCAGUGCACGAGUAGGGCGGCGGGCUGGUGAGGCGGGGCGCGAUAGUGCAGACCACGCACCCCGAUAG